Molecule: messenger RNA, 6078 nt
Organism: Galleria mellonella (greater wax moth)
Lineage: Eukaryota; Metazoa; Arthropoda; Insecta; Lepidoptera; Pyralidae
Product: multidrug resistance protein homolog 49-like
Exons: 27
Coding region: 192-4193 (1333 amino acids)
Biological process (GO): transmembrane transport
Cellular component (GO): membrane
Molecular function (GO): ATP hydrolysis activity; ABC-type transporter activity; ATP binding
Source: RefSeq, a predicted model, not a curated record
AACAUUCGACCGGCGGUGCGCGUACUGUUUUCUCGUGGUGGCAGUGACCAGCGGACCGGUACAGGUGUCACCAGUGCUCACCGCAGCGCCAGUACCGCGCCGACUUGCUGCUUAUAUGAACGUGUCAGCGGCGCGUAGUUUUUUUUUUAAAGUCGCGCUAUUAAAUUUUUGUGUCUUUUUCAAACAAAGUGAUGAAAGGGCAAAGUAAGCGAUUCGUUAAUAAUAAAGGGAACGCUUACGAUAUGGGUGCGGAGAAAAAAGACGCGGGUUCCAAUAUAGGAUUUUUUGAUUUGUGGCGAUAUGCGACGGCGGGCGAGCGACUGGCGUCGCUGGCGGGCGUGGUGCUGGGUUGGUGUGCCUCGUUCGGGCUGAUCGCGGCCAUCGUCAUCUACGGCGAGAUCACGUCGCUGUUCGUGCAGAGGCACAAGGCGGCCGCCACCACACCCCACGCGCACAUACUGCGCCUCUUCGGCGGAGGGACGCAGUUACCAGAAGGCAACCGGUCGCUGCACAUGGACGCGCUGGUGGACGACGCGAUAGCGUUCGGCGUGGCGAGCGUGGUCAUCGUCGUCAUACAGUUCGUGAGUGCCGCCACCGCCGUCACGGUAGUCAACUGGGCAGCUGCGCGGAUGGUGGCGCGCGUGCGGCGGCGGCUGCUGCGCUCCGUGCUCAGCCAGGAGAUAGCUUACUUCGACACCAACACCACCAUGAACUUCGCGUCCACGCUCACAGAGGACACGGAAAAGCUGCGGGCGGGCGUGGGCGAGCACGUGGUGAUGACGGCGUACCUGGGCGGCUCGGUUGUGCUGGGCGCCACGCUUUCCUUCUCAUACGGCUGGCAGCUCACGCUCGCUGGCGUCUCUGUUGUGCCCGCCGCCAUAUUGCUCUCCACCAUCGUCGCUAAGUACCAAACGCGGUGCACGAGCAAAGAGGUGCUGGCGUACGGUGCCGCCGGCCGAAUCGUGGAGGAGGUGCUCUCGGCCAUACGCACCGUGAGGGCCUACGCCGGAGAGGAGCUCGAAGUGAAGAGGUACGAGGCGUCGCUGGGCCCGGCGAGUGCGCAGGCGCGGGUGCGCGGCGUGUGGGCGGGCGCGGGCGCGGGGCUGGGCUGGCUGCUCACGUACUCGCUCAACGCGAUCGUGUUCGCGUACGGCGCCGUGCUGUGCGUGCGCGACAUGGACCUCCCGCCCGACGAGCAGCAGUACCACCCCGGCAUCAUGCUCACCAUAUUGUUCUGCACAUUUAUGGCAUCACAAAAUAUUGUGAUGUGUCAGCCACAUCUGGAGAUUUUCUCAGCGGCGCGGGGCGCUGCCAAGUCUGUCUUUCAGAUCAUGGAGAGGAAAUCGAACAUCAACGGGAUGCAGAACACUGGCAUCAAACCGGAUAAGUUCACCGGGAACAUUGUCUUCGAUAAUUUGUACUUCAACUACCCAUCGAGGCUUGAUGUAAAGGUGUUACGAGGCCUGACUCUCAAAGUGAAAGCUGGGGAGACAGUAGCCCUGGUGGGAGGGUCCGGGUGCGGCAAGUCGACACUGCUGCAACUCCUGCAGCGGAUGUACGAGCCUGACAGCGGCACCAUCACAGUAGACGGUUACAAGCUCAACGACUUGAAUCUACACCACUUUAGAACUAGCAUAGGCGUGGUGGGCCAGGAGCCGGUGCUGUUCAGUGGUACCAUCCGGGAGAACAUUACCCUGGGCCUCGACAACGUCAGCGAGGCGGAGCUGCUCGCCGCCACCAAGACGGCGCACGCGCACCAGUUCAUCACAAAGUUAGCCAAUGGCUACGAGACGGUGCUGGGCGAGCGGGGCGCGCAGCUGUCGGGCGGACAGAAGCAGCGGCUGGCGCUGGCGCGGGCGCUGCUGCGGCGGCCCGCGCUGCUGCUGCUCGACGAGCCCACCUCCGCGCUCGACCCCGCCGCCGAGAGACAGGUGCAGGCAGCGUUAGAUGCAGCUAGCAAGGGCAGAACCACACUGGUCGUAUCCCACAGGCUAUCGACGGUGGUGAACGCGUCCCGCAUCGUGGUAAUGGAGCAGGGCUCGGUGCUGGAGCAGGGCACGCACGCCGAACUGCUGGCACUAAAAGGUGCCUACUGGCGACUCGUGCAGGACGAUCUCACCAGCAAGAGCAUAGCGCACACGUUGAGCAGUGCAGCGGAGGGUGUCGAGGAGGAGGAGGAGGAGGAGGUGGUGGCGGCGGAGGGCGCGGAGCGGGUCGCGGCGGGCGCGAGUCCGUUCCCGCGCGCGCACCUCCUCCGCCGCACCGGCAGCACCGCCAGCAGGCAGUCCGUGCGCGGAGAUAAUUUCGUGCGAAGCAGCAUCCGCUUAAGCACAGUAUCCGCUGCUCACAUACAGCAACCCGCAGUGGACAUGACACAAUACGGAGACGAGCCGGAUACGACUAAAGAAGACGAGGAAGAGGCCCCCACAGCAUCCACAUGGUCACUGCUGAAGUUGAACGCUCCGGAGUGGCCGCUGCUGGUCGGCGGCGGCGUGGCGUCCCUCCUCGUCGGAGCCACCAUGCCUAUAUUUGCUUUACUUCUCUCCAAAUUAUAUGGGAUGUUCGCGAGUUCGGACGCGGAACUGAUCGUGAGCCAGUCGCAGCUGUACGCGGGGCUGUUCGUGCUGGUGGCAGCCGUGUGCGGCCUUGUUAUGUUCCUGCAGACCUGGCUCUUCAACAGGGCCGGCACCGCGCUCACCGAUAGGCUUCGGGUCAUGUCCUUCAAGAACUAUCUUCAACAGGAGCAGGGCUGGUUCGACGCGCCGCAGAACUCGGUGGGCGCGUUGUGCGCGCGGCUGGCCACCGACUGCGCGGCCGUGCAGGGUGCCACCGGAACCCGUCUGGGAACAGUGCUGCAGGGGCUCAGUACCAUGAUAAUAGGGGUCACCCUCGCGAUGGCAUUCUCCUGGAAAAUGACGCUCGUCAGCUUACUCAGCGUGCCCUGUGUGAUCGGUGCGAUAUACCUGGAGGGCUACGUAACGAAGCGCGCCGAGGUGCGGCAGCGGCGCGCGCUCGAGCUCGCCUCCAACAUCGCCACCGAGGCCGUGCUCAACGUGCGCACCGUGCACAGUCUAGGCGUGGAGGAGACGAUCCUGCAGCGCUACGAGCGCGCGCUGGGCGCGGCGGCGCGCGGCGCGGGCGCGGGCGCGGUGCGCGGCGCGGUGUACGGGCUGUGCCUGUGCGCGCCCACGCUGGGCUACGCCGUGUCGCUGGCCUACGGCGGCCUGCUCGUCGCGCGCCACGGCCUGCGCUUCGAGUACGCCAUCCUGGUGUCGGAGGCCCUGAUCUACGGAGCGUGGAUGCUGGCGGAGGCACUGUCGUUCGCGCCGAACUUCGCGGCGGCGCGGCGGUCAGGCGCGCGCAUACUGGCCGCGCUGCAGCGCCGCCCCAACAUACACGACGAGCCCACCGCCGACGGACAUCCUGAAUGGAUGGCGACCGGCGAGCUGAAAUUCGAAAACGUCCACUUCCGAUACCCGACUCGGCCCGGGGUGCCCGUGCUGCGCGGGCUGAACCUGAAGCUGGAAGCAGGCCGCACCCUGGCCCUGGUCGGGGCCAGCGGCUGCGGCAAAUCCACCGUCAUGCACCUGCUCAUGAGGAGCUACGAUGCCGAGGAUGGGUCCGUGGAGCUGGAUGGACGUGACGUGAAGCGCGACCUGACCCUGAAGUGUCUCCGUGCGCAGCUGGGCCUCGUGCAACAGGAACCGGUGGUGUUCGAGAGGACCAUUAGGGAAAACAUCGCGUACGGCGACAACAGCCGCGAAGUCACCAUAGACGAGAUCAUUGACGUAGCGAAACAGGCCAAUGUACACAGCUUCAUCGCCGGUCUGCCGAUGGGCUACGAGACGCGGCUGGAGGCGGGCGGCGCGGCGCUGUCGGGCGGCCAGAAGCAGCGCGUGGCCAUCGCGCGCGCGCUGCUGCGGCGGCCGCGCGUGCUGCUGCUCGACGAGGCCACCUCCGCGCUCGACGCCGCCAGCGAGAAGGCGGUGCAGGCGGCGCUGGAGGCGGCGGCGCGCGGCCGCAGCACCGUCGUCAUCGCGCACCGCCUCGCCACCGUGCGGCACGCGCACACCAUCGCCGUCGUCGACAGAGGUGUGGUGGCAGAAAGUGGCACACAUGACGAAUUAGUUCGUAAACGGGGUUUAUACUGGGACUUGCUGCAGCAGCAGGGUCCAAGCGAAGCGAUAGCGUGAACCGCUACUUAAUCAGAUGCCAUUUUGUAUCCGCGGUACUCCGCCAUGUUGUGAUUUCCGACCACCUUGUGUGAGCGGGAAAUUGUGGUUAUAAUUCUGCGCCACGGUCGCGUGUCACGUGACCUCAAUACACAGUGUACAGUGUAACUUUAAUUAAAAACAAUUCAUUAUAACGAUAGCGCAAGAAAUAGUUGACUACAUACAUACAUAUAUAAGUCGUUAAUUUGUAGAGAUUAAUAAAAUUACUCAAAACUAGAGAGAGAGAGCUAGUUAUGUGUUCAUUAGCUCGUUAUUUAAUUGUAAAUAAAAUAUAUAUGCACACCUCAACGCGCACCUGUUGUGUGCCUCGGAAUACUAAAUACACUUUUAUGCUAAAAUGUUGAAUAUUAUUUUUUUAGUGAUUGAUAUUAUAUAUUAAUUUUUAUAAUAUUUUUUAAUCGUUUACGAAUAAUCAUGAUAAAUAAUAAGUAGAUUAAAAAAAAUAGGUGCUUACUAAGUCGAAAUAUCGCCUGAGUGACUAGUGUGAGCCGUGCAAAAAUUUACGGUACGAUUACGUCAAUGAUAUCGUCAUAGUCGUACAAUACUGACGGAUCUGACAAAGAUUACAUAUAAAGAUCCGUCAGUAUUCUACGACUGUGACGAUAUUUGUAAUAUAUUAUUUGUGUUAAAAACUCGCAGCGCCUCUAGCGAAUAGGUUUGGCAACUGAGAUUUCUAUACAAACUUAUCGAUGUAAACAUGAAUACAGUAAUACACAUAUAUCUUUGAACGACUCACACUGGGGACCCUGUAUAAAUAGGUAUAUUAAUAAAAUAUAAAUUUAUUUAGUAACCAAUACAAUUUAUGCACAUAGCUUUUUUCAACCGACUUCAAAAAAAGUGGAGGUCCUCAAUUGAAUUCUUCAAUUAUUUUUUUAUAUUUAUUACUUAAUAACCCCGUCAGUUAAAAAAAUAUUUAAUUUUAUUUUUUAAAUCAAAAUAUCCGAUUUAGCCACGAUUGAAGUCGGUUAUGGUUUCUUUUUUAUGAGUAUUUGUAAAAUACAAUCCCUGAACUACUCGGAGGUACCUAUUUGAUUAGUCGUAAACUGUGACUGUGAUUAUGUUUAAUAAGUAAUUUUUAAGUUUAUACGUUUAUUGUACAAAUAGAUUUAAUUAUUUUUAUUUAUUGUAAUUUUAAAACUGAGUUGCAUCUUCAAAGUUCCUAUGCAACAUCGAGCAUUGCACAAAUACCUACCUACUAACUACCUAAUGCACUUCGCAGUAGGUAUGUAAUUAUUGAAAAGCGAUUGGUGAUUCCUGUAACAGCAGACACUGCAUGAAUGCACUUUUUUUUCAAUAAACAGCGCCAAACGCGCAUAACAUGUGGCAAAGGACGGUGCAUUUUAGUCCGCAAACUGGUUGCUGUUAUAGAGAUUCAAAAAGGUCGGACAAUGUCGUACUGGGUACCAUGUUAUGGGAAAAUAUCAUUUUACAUGAGUAUCACCAGAGGGAGACUUUAUACAAGUCGUUUGCUUCAGCACCUCUGUCCCAUUUGUAUUUCUACCGUAAAGCAGUUGUUUGCAUGGCUGUGUUUCAGUUUGAAGGGUGAGAUAUGGCAGUGAAUUUACUGGGUACAGAGGAAUAACACCUGAGUCCUCAGGAAUGACAACGCAUGGGAGGUAUCACGGGUCAAACAGUAUACUCUGUUAUGUCCAUGGUACUGCUCAUGUCUAUAGGCGACGGUUACCAUUUUCCAUCAGGUGGGCCGUCAGCUUGUUUGCCAUUCUAAGUUGUAUAAAAAAAAUAUGUAAUAUAAUAAAUUUAUUAUGUAAUGAAAUACAAAAUGUUUAGUGUGUAGAGCAACUACUAACAUGAACACGCUGACGAUAAUAAAACGAAAUGUUUGUAA